AUGGUGUCAGCCCUCAUCCACGUACUUUCCGGCUUCGACUCGCCUCAACAGGUCCCCGUCGCGGCGACGUUCGCUUGCGCGCCGCCCGACUCCGGCGGCUGCCAGUUCUGCUACAUCGAUGGCUGCCUCGGGUGCGACUUCUUCGCCACCGGCGCUGCCGCCGCCGCCACCGCAGCCGGGGAGCCCACGGGCGCCGGGGCCGCGGCGGCGGUGGCGGAGCCCCGCGGCGGUGCAGGGUGCACCAACAAUCGGCGGAGGGGGAGGCGCCGGAAUAAAAAGCACUUCCGGGGGGUGCGGCAGCGGCCCUGGGGGAAGUGGGCUGCGGAGAUAAGAGACCCCCGGAGGGCGGUGCGGGUGUGGCUCGGCACCUUCGACACGGCGGAGGCCGCCGCUCGCGCCUACGACGUCGCCGCCAUCACCUUCCGCGGCGCCCGCGCGAAGCUCAACUUCCCCUUCACGGCGGAUCCCCCGGCGGCCCCGCCUACCUCCUCCCCCUCCGCCACCAGCUCUCUCGACCACCAGCUCCUGAAGCAACAGCAGCAACACCAACAGCAGCAGCAGCAGCAGCAUUGGACCUACCCCGCCGUCGGCGAGGACAUUCCCGAGCUAUCGGAGGGACUGCAGGAUCUCUUGGACUUCUUCUGA
Molecule: messenger RNA, 645 nt
Organism: Spirodela intermedia
Lineage: Eukaryota; Viridiplantae; Streptophyta; Magnoliopsida; Alismatales; Araceae
Source: the annotation of a GenBank genome assembly